Messenger RNA from Chaetomium strumarium, 1058 nucleotides. RefSeq lists its product as uncharacterized. The transcript has a single exon. Lineage: Eukaryota; Fungi; Ascomycota; Sordariomycetes; Sordariales; Chaetomiaceae. The coding region runs from base 168 to 974 and encodes 268 amino acids. The record is from RefSeq and is a predicted model, not a curated record.
AAGGCAAAGCGCUGGCCCCCUGAACUCUGAACCCAUCUGAACUCCUACACCACACAUUCAGAUCCGAAGAAGUCUCUCUCCAAGUCUCUCUCCAGAUCGCACACUCUACAAUCAACGCCCUCAGACGUAACACACAACACACUUCAUCACCAUCCACAACAAGCAAGAUGUUCUGGUAUCCGUGGUACCCUAUCCAGGAGCCUUAUCUCCUUGUCGAGUAUCUUGUCAGGAUCGCCGUUAUGCUCAUCUUGGUCUUCCUCCCAACCAUCGUCCGAUCGGCAUUCCGACCUGUCCUGGCCGUGUUCGAUUAUGAGACCGGGCGUUGGUUCAUCCAGGCUUUGGACCAGGGGCGAAUGUCAGCUCUCUCCACAAUCCAGCGCGUCCUUGCCUUCGCCAGGCAAAAGGGUCGCAAGAUAUCUAUCUGCGUUAUCCCCGUUCUGGCUCUCACGCUCAUCGCCGAGUGCCACGCGGCACCCAUCGAAAUCAACGCCGCGUCCAAUCCGGACCUUCUCAGCGCCAUUGCGGCAAUCAACGCCACAGUCAGCCGUGCCAGUGCGCAGGGCGUCAUCCAGGACUCAGGAAUCCUGGACGACAUCGAACGGCUCUUAAACAUCAUCGGAGACCACGUCGAACGCAUCCGUGGCCCAUACGUCGGCAAUUCAACCAACAACGCCACCACAUUCACGACCACCAACACGACUGCAUCCUCGACGGUGCCGGUUGCCAUCGGCACCGGCACCAAGACCACGAACAACAAAGCGGCUUCCACCACCAUCACGAACCCGCCUUCCUUCGCAGACAUCUUCGGCAGCGCGCACGGGUCCCUCUCGGACAAGAAUAUCACGGUCAACUGCAAGGGAAUCAGCGUCUGCAACCCGGUCACCGUUGUCAGCGACCAGAACACUACUCGCACUGAAACCUCAAUUGGAAAUGGAAGGGGGGGCAGGAAGGGUUUCAGGAGGAGGAUUGGGUGAAAACGAGAACUUCUCCAGGAGGGCAGGGAUGAGUUUUGGAUAUUUAAUCAGGGAGUUUUAGAUAGCUGAUCAAAGACCAAAUGG